AUGGGAAGCGAAAUAGCUAAAAACGCUGGGGACGUUUCCAAAACCCCUGAAACUCCAUACCUUAGGCUCAAUGCUAAGUGGGUCGCCGUGGCCCAUGGUGUUUUCGCCAUGACGGCUUUUCUUGGUGCUCUAGUUGUUGGCUGUUAUCUCCACUAUGAAAAAAUCGUCCAGAAUGCUAGUUAUGGGUACCCAGACGAGUGGUUUCCUUCUGUGUCGGCUACGAUCGGUGACAGGUACCCAGAAAGAUCUGUUUUCCAGGUUUUCAUUGCGGUUACUUCUGGACCUCGGUUCUUACUUAUCUUCGCUAACUUCUUUGUCUUGUAUAACGAGGGACAUAAGAAAGCUUGGACGAUGUUGAUUUCGGGCCUUAUUAGAACUUUUACAUGUGGUGGCUGGGUUUAUAUUACUUCUACUGAUGAUCACGAUGCCCACGAUGUGUUUAUGAUCAGUUACAUUGUUCUUACUAUUCCAUGGACUAUUUGCAUGUCUUCGUUAUCUCCUAAGGGAUCUUUAGCCAAAAAGGGUCGUAUUCUUACUGCCUUGUCGUUCUUUGGCCAGCUUGUGCCUUUGGUGUACUUCUUUAUCCAGCAUAAGGUCCAUGUCGUUGCUGGUGCUUACUCCUACUACGCAUACAUUGAAUGGUCCUUGAUCUUCCUUGACGUCGCUUUCGACACUUGGUCUUACCUUGAUUUCUCCAACAUUGAACUUAGAGUUUACGGAACGUCUGUCGAGUUUGCUACUCCUGACCUCGUGAAGGACACCAAGGAGAAGAUCACCCAGGAAGAUACUGAGAUCAGCUGCACUUCUUUCCUUAUCAACACUAUCAACUCCUUCACUUUGAUGACUGGUAUUACUGGUAUGUUCGCAUGUGUUUGGUACUUCCCAUUGUGGCACAUGGGUGUUUCUGGUUACGAAGCUGUCAUUAUCGUCAUGUUUGUUGCUCCACCUCUCGUGCUUCCAAUUCGUCGUCUCCUUUCAGCCUACCCAUUCAUUCCUCGUGUUUUGGCUGUUGCUGCUACAAUCGGUGCCUGGAAGGUUCCUGACCCUGCCAACCGUCUUAUGACCAUCAGUGCUGGUGUUGGGUUCUCGACCAUCGGUUUGACUGCUGAUUUAUUCAACUUGCAGAACAACCCUAAGAGAUACUCCUCCUACUUUGUUUCCUUGUUGUUGGGUGUCUUGACUUCCUCAGCUGUGAAGUACCUUUGGUCUUCUAACAACCCAGCAUGGCCAAUCAUGCAUAAGGAGAACGGUGGCUACAACGAGAUUUUCUUUUUCAUCACUAUCGUCGCUGCUUUGUUCACCCGUGCUCCAAGAACCUUGCCUGAAGCUGAAUCCUUGAAGCUUCAAGGUGGUUCUUUCUUGCUUGCUGCUUUGGGUUUGGCUGGAUACUUCUUUUCGCUUACCCUUUUCUUGUCAGACUCCUCCAUCUUCGUCAUCUGGUCGUGGACUGGCUUCCCUGUCAAGGGACCUACUCCAGUCAUUGGUGGAUUGAUUCACUUUGCUGCUGCAUUCGCUGGUGUGGUUGCUUCUAUCAAGAUUCACCCUAACUUUUUCACGCAGCCAAUUUACCCACUCGUUGGAGCUGUUGGAGCUGGCGCUGUCCUUCUGAUCUUCCCUGAUUGGAUUGGAUUUGCUGGUGCAACUGUCUACACUUUCUUCAUUGCUACCAUCACUCCAGCUAUCGCUCAGUCUGUGGUCGGAUACUGUCCAAUUAAGUUAUUGACAGUGGCAUUCUUCGUUCACAUCUGUCUUUGCUUGGCUUCUGUUUGGAUCGUCGCUUACGCUUUCGUUCCAGGUGGACCAUUAUUGAGAGAGCGCACUGACUUGAUGGUUGGUUUCACCGUUGGAAGUGUUGUUCUUGGUGUUGCCAACUACAUUCUUCGUAAGUCUGCUUCGAAGAUUACACGUAUUGAAGUCAUUGGCUCCAAGCUUUUGCGCCAGGCCUUGUUUGUUAUCACUGUCUUGGUUGCCAUUACUUCAACUGGUUUCACUGCCAGAUACCAGUCUAACGCUCCUAAGCCAUACAAUUCUGAAACUAGAUCCUUCACUGCCGGUAUUUGGUGUGUUCACUUUGGCUUGGACAACGACCUUUGGGCCAGUGAGAUCCGUAUGAGCAAUUUGCUCAGAGAGGCUGAGGUUGACAUCAUUGGUUUGUUGGAGACGGACACUGAACGUCUUAUUGGCGGUAACAGAGACUUUGCCCAAAGAAUGGGUGAGGAAUUGGGCAUGUAUGUCGACUACGGUCCAGGUCCCAACAAGCACACUUGGGGAGCUGCUUUGCUCUCCAAAUUCCCAAUCUUGCACUCUGAACACCACUUGUUGCCUUCGCCAGUUGGUGAAUUGGCCCCAGCUAUCAAGGCUACAUUAGACAUUUACGGCGAGCACAUUGACGUUGUUGUCUUCCACUCUGGACAAGAAGAAGACCCCGAGGACCGUCGUUUGCAGAGUUUGUACCUCCAGGACGUCAUGGCCGAAUCUACAAAUCCAUUGGUUCUCCUCAGUUACUUGGUGACCAAGCCAUUGGAGGGUAACUACUAUACCUACUCCAGUGAGAAGUCUAGAAUGUACGACAUUGACUCCACUGACUGGGACAGAUGGUGCGAGUACAUCAUGUUCCGUGAGCUCAAGAAGGUUGCCUACGCUAGAAUUUCCAGAUCCACCAUCACCGACACCGAGCUUCAAAUUGCCAAGUUCAAGUUCCUCAACAACGAACAGAAGCAACUCGGAACCGAUUUCCUCUAUGGAAACCACUUCAUCCACGAGGAUCAGGUGCACCCUAACCUCAGAAUGCCAUCUUUGUUCAGAGGUGAUGGUGUUAGAGGACACAGAUACCAUGUGUUUGACGAACCACGCUACUUCGCCGAAAGCGGUGACCAAGUCAGAUUCUUCGAAGAAUUUUCUAUAGAUCUACUUAUCACCAACACCGUACUUGGUACAGAACAGGCUCUAAUGAACUUUUUGAACUCAGCAAAGAGCCUUAUAUUCGGCCAAAGGCCGGUGCUCAACACCUUGAUCCAAACCAGAACGAAAAUGAAGUCCCACAAGUCUGCAGCCAAGAGAUUCAUCAAAACCGCCAACGGCUACAAGAGAAAGUGUGAUGGCAGAAAGCAUGGUAACGGUGGAUUCACUCCUCUGAGUUAUAGCCAUUUGGAUAAGUGGCAGAUGGUGCCAAAGAAGGGCGGCCACUUGAAGAAACUACAGAAGUACCUUGAAGUGUAA
Candidozyma haemuli is the source of this 3219-nucleotide messenger RNA. RefSeq names its product Cwh43p (gene CWH43). Gene Ontology annotation, cellular component: endoplasmic reticulum; ribosome. The record is from RefSeq and is a predicted model, not a curated record. Gene Ontology annotation, biological process: fungal-type cell wall organization; GPI anchor biosynthetic process; translation. Gene Ontology annotation, molecular function: structural constituent of ribosome. The coding region runs from base 1 to 3219 and encodes 1072 amino acids. The transcript is spliced from 2 exons. Lineage: Eukaryota; Fungi; Ascomycota; Pichiomycetes; Serinales; Metschnikowiaceae.